This is a messenger RNA of Momordica charantia (bitter melon), 774 nucleotides long. NCBI's taxonomy places the organism in Eukaryota, Viridiplantae, Streptophyta, Magnoliopsida, Cucurbitales, Cucurbitaceae. The record is from RefSeq and is a predicted model, not a curated record.
UUUUUGCAUCUUCUCGUUUUUGAUCGUUUUUGCCUCUAGAACAUGGCUUCGAAGCGUAUCUUGAAGGAACUCAAGGAUUUGCAGAAGGAUCCGCCCACAUCUUGCAGCGCUGGUCCUGUAGCUGAAGAUAUGUUCCAUUGGCAAGCGACCAUUAUGGGGCCAUCUGAUAGUCCUUAUUCGGGAGGUGUUUUUCUUGUCAAUAUUCAUUUCCCUCCUGAUUACCCUUUCAAGCCCCCCAAGGUUGCUUUUAGGACCAAAGUCUUCCACCCUAAUAUCAAUAGCAACGGAAGCAUUUGUCUUGACAUCCUUAAGGAACAGUGGAGCCCUGCGCUUACAAUUUCUAAGGUCCUGCUCUCCAUAUGCUCAUUGCUGACCGAUCCAAACCCAGACGACCCUCUCGUACCGGAGAUCGCACACAUGUACAAGACUGAUCGAGCCAAGUACGAAGCGAGUGCACGGAGCUGGACUCAGAAGUAUGCGAUGGGUUGAGAUGCAGUGUCGGUGAUGGUGAUGAUGAUGACGAUGGUGGGUGGGAUCUUUAGCAUGGCAUCCUUCUGUAUUUUCCUUGGUUUCUUGCAGUUAUUUGGGCUGUGUAGGUAAAAAGAAAAAAGAAGUUUUAUGCUGUUUUUUUAGCUUUGCCACUGAAAUUUAAUUUAUGAAUGAAAGAUGGAAGCAAGUGUCUAAGAUUGUCAAAUUAACUGGAUUGAACAUUCCCUCUUAAAUGGGGAUUUGAUGCAAGCACUUAUUUAUCUCAUUCCUAAGUUUUUUUUUUCC